UGCUCUCGGUGUCCAUGUCCACACGCUCCAUGGUUUCACGUUGAUUUUCAAGCUCGUUUCUCUGGUUUAUUAUUUGGUGCAUAUGAAUGACAGAUUAUAACGACUACACGAGUUCUGCCGUAUUGAAACUCAUCCCUGAAGUUGACAGAAAGCGUUAACCUGCGUGGAGCUCCGACUGUACUGUAAUAGAGGAGCUGGAACUUUGUUUUUGAAGCUGCUGAACAGGAAUGUACACUGCCCUGUGUUUCGGAGUGAUUCGUGCUUCAUGAAUCUGGAUUGUGGUCACAAAGUCGAGGUGCUGCCUGUCUCCAUGGAUGCAGCCAAAACGUUUGCCCAAAAGCCAACCGACACACUCUUUCUGCUGUGCCCAUGUUAAAGGACUAAGUGAUUUUGAUUUUGUACAACAGAGCUAAUCAGCGUGGAGUAGCUUUUCACCAUGUGGAGUUGGCUCUGGCUGGGUGUGUGUGCAGUGCUACUGGACACAUGCCUGACACAUAGCCUGUUCACCUGUGAACCUGUGCAGGUGCGAUGGUGUGACAAGAUGCCAUACAACAUGACUUUCUUCCCUAACAUGCUUGAGCACUACGACCAGGACAUCGCUGCCAGCAAGCUGCAGCACUUCAUGCCACUGGUUAAUCUAAAGUGUUCGCCAGAUGUGCAUUUGUUCCUGUGCCAGGCCUUUGUUCCAGAGUGUACACAGCAGACACAAGUGCACCAGCCCUGUAGAGAGCACUGUGUGCGUGUCCUCUCUGACUGUAGAAAAGACCUGCAUACCUUUGACCUUACUUGGCCUCCGGAGCUAUCUUGUGAAGGGCUAAAGCCCUGUCACACAUCUGAAGAUGAAUCUAAUGACAUGGUCCAAAACGACAUUACAACACCUAAGACAUCUUCAUCAGCCAGCAGAGAUCUGGGCUUCUGGUGUCCCUUACAGCUGAAGACCCGUCCUGGUCAGGGUUCAUCCUUCCUGGGUGCUCAGGACUGUGCUCCUCCAUGUGACAACAUGUACUUCAAGGCACACGAGAUUAAGUUUGCCAAGAUGUUUAUCGGCAUUUCUUCCAUUAUUUGCUUGUGUGCCACAUUAUUUACUUUUUUUACCUUCCUCAUCAACGUCAAGCGUUUCCGCUAUCCAGAGCGGCCAAUUGUCUUUUAUGCCAUAUGCUACAGCAUUGUUUCUCUCAUUUACUUUAUCGGAUUCCUGCUGGGUGAUGGGGCAGCAUGUAACAAGCCUAGCAUGCUUGGCACUGUAUCCACCGUGGUGCAAGGCAGCCAGAGCAAAGUCUGUACACUGAUCUUCAUGAUGCUCUACUUUUUCUUCACUGCUGGAAUGGUCUGGUGGGUUAUUCUUACCAUCACCUGGUUUCUUGCAGCAAGGCCCAAGUGGAGCUGUGAGGCCAUUGAAAAGAAGGCUGUCUAUUUCCAUGCAGUUGCUUGGGGCCUCCCAGGGAGCCUAACUGUCAUACUGCUGGCUUUUAAUAAAGUUGAGGGGGAUGGUAUCAGUGGUGUGUGUUUUGUGGGCUUGUAUGACCUAGCAGCCCUGAGAUGGUUCGUGCUGGCUCCACAGGCUCUUGGUGUGAUAGCUGGACUCACACUCCUCCUUGCUGGCAUUGUUUCACUUAACCAUGUACGACAAGUGAUCCAGCAUGAUGAGCACAACCAAGAGAAGCUGAAGAAAUUCAUGAUACGUAUAGGUGUGUUCAGUGGCCUGUACCUGCUCCCCCUGCUCACACUGCUGGGCUGCUACCUGUACGAACAGGCCAUGCGCAGCAAAUGGGAGAACACAUGGAUCAAUGAGCACUGUCAGGAGUAUAGCAUUCCCUGCCCCUACAGAAAAAUUGAUGCUGCUCGGCCAGACCUAUCUCUGUUCCUGAUUAAAUACCUAAUGAAACUUGUAGUGGGCAUCUCUGCAGUUUUUUGGGUUAGCAGCAAGAAGACCUGGUCCGAGUGGGCAUACUUUUUCAACAGAACUCACAAGAAAGACCCUAUCAGUGAGAGUCGGCGUGUCUUGCAGGAAUCUUGCGAUUUCUUCCUGAAGCACAACAGCCGUGUACAGCAUAAGAAAAAGCACUACAAGUCCAACUCGCACAAGCUCAAAGUCAUCUCCAAGUCCAUGGGCACCAACACCAGUGCGCAGACAACAGUCACCACUAACCAUGACCUGAGUAUGACCACUAGCAACUACUACAAGGGAACACCUGUAUCAGGGUCUGAGAGGCGCGGUUCAUCUAAAUCAUCUGUACUGGAACAGGCUGCAUCAGCAAAGGUAUCUAGCCAGAACAGCAAGGAACGAAAGAGCAGCAAAGCUGGCAGUUCUGUUGGGGCCAGUGGCAAUGGGGAGCCUCUGCAGAGUCUGCCUGAAUGUUAGUGAUGUGAUUAAACAGCAUCAAAGAAAAGAUUCUAACCUGACCCAAAUUAAUAUAAAUUUAAAUGUGUUGGUAAAACUAAAAGAGGUAGUCUCUGUUUUUCUACUGGGAACCAAAGUACAACAGUAAUUGAUAAAAGAAAAAAUACAAUAAAACAUUAAUAAAAAAUGUUUUAUUAUUAUCGAUUAAACUUUUUUUUAUGCCAUUAUGAAAUAAUAUCCUCAAAUUAAAAAAUCCCCUUAUUUCAGUUACACUGUCAAAUUGAAGGGAGUUCGAGGUGGUGAAUACAUGUGAUUGAGACAAAUAAUUCUGAGACAAAGACUGAACCAAUAAAUUUAAACCAAUAAAACUGUUGCGCCAUUGUUUUCUUCGUUGAAUGGCCCAAUCCUUUUAUUUAUUUUAAGCAUACUGUAAACACACUGUAUUGCAAGUUAAAUGAGUAAAAUUUUGAAAAUAUUAUUAAUGAUAGAUUAUUUAUUAUUAAACACUGGAUUAAUCUUGUUUUUGUUGCUAUUUCAUGAAAAGCACGAGGGUGUGCCCUUAGUAAAAGUUAAAUUACUUUGCUUUGUUGUGUCAAAGACCAUGAAUAUCACUGUGAUUAAUAUCAUGGCUUAAAAUUAAUGAGCACAUAAUCUUAUUAUAUUAUAUUCUAUGUUGAUAAAUGAAGUGUAAUGUGGCCUGAUAAGUUGACACUCCCGCUUUACAGAACAAGUGUAGUCAUGGAUCAAAUUCUGCUAUGUCUUAUUCGUUUGUUUUACAUUCAAGCUUUAUUUAUUAUUAUUUUUUAUGAUGCGUUAUUUGGUGACAAGCUUGCCAUGUAAGUCAGAUUUACUUUAACCAAAAGAAACUGCAGGCAUCUCAACCAAUGUAAUGUUUCCCCAGAGUGUCGUCUUAACUGUUUUUGUGUUUAUCUUGUGAUGUCAAAACAAGGCACAGGAGCCUGUUGUUCUCAUUUCUAAAGCACAAUUAUUCAUUCUGCCCCCAGGCCAUAGAGACGAGUCCAAUUCAUUAAAUAUGUAGACACUGCACAGAACUGUUUUACCUACAAGUCUCAUCAGGCCAGAUGAGGUGUCUGAAUCCGGAAAUAUGUUGCAAUGUGUCAUACUGUAAUGUAGUAUUUCACUCAUAAAAAAACACCUGAAAAAUGAGACAAUUUAUUAAAUAUUUUGGAAAUGUUACUUAAGGGCUGGUCAAGAGUAAGCCUUUUUUUUUUUUUUAUUAAUCCACUUUUAGUGUUUUUUUUUUCCUUCCAUGUUUUUCCUAAAUAUUUUGGAAUCUGUUACACUGGAUGUAGAGGGUUUUUUUUUAAUGCAAGUAGACUUGAAGGGUAUUAACACUAUAGAGUUGAUGUAGUAUUUUCUCAUGUAGCUUUUGGUCAGGCAUUAAAUUUACAGCAUAGACUGUAUAUUUACAUAGAGAUCGAUCCUUACCUCUUAAGGAACCUGCCGAAAAAUAUACAUUCAUUGUAUUUGUUGUUGCUUUAUAUACACAUACAUAUACAUACACACAGUGUUUUAGAUUAAAUCAGAAGGUAGCACAACACUUUUUCACAAUGAUCAUUUUUAUAUUCAACUAAAAUAUUCAAAACAAUCAUUGUGGUUGUACUUGACAU
Clarias gariepinus (North African catfish) is the source of this 3972-nucleotide messenger RNA. It is a transcript of the gene fzd6, whose product is annotated as frizzled class receptor 6. Bases 437 to 2362 code for a protein of 641 amino acids. Gene Ontology annotation, cellular component: plasma membrane. The record is from RefSeq and is a predicted model, not a curated record. Lineage: Eukaryota; Metazoa; Chordata; Actinopteri; Siluriformes; Clariidae. Gene Ontology annotation, molecular function: Wnt receptor activity; Wnt-protein binding. Gene Ontology annotation, biological process: non-canonical Wnt signaling pathway; canonical Wnt signaling pathway. The transcript has 6 exons.